Molecule: messenger RNA, 802 nt
Organism: Cucurbita maxima (winter squash)
Lineage: Eukaryota; Viridiplantae; Streptophyta; Magnoliopsida; Cucurbitales; Cucurbitaceae
Product: MLP-like protein 31
Exons: 2
Coding region: 128-601 (157 amino acids)
Biological process (GO): defense response; abscisic acid-activated signaling pathway
Molecular function (GO): abscisic acid binding; signaling receptor activity; protein phosphatase inhibitor activity
Source: RefSeq, a predicted model, not a curated record
UUCAAUAUUAUAAUAUCAUGUGAGAGUUAAACCUUCUCUAUUUAAGUGUACGAGGAGACAAGCUUGAUCAUCCAUCGUCUUAUUUUUUCUCGUCUCAAGUUUCUUGUUUUUUUUAAAUCCGACCAUCAUGAGUCUGUGUGGAAAAUUAGAGACUGAUGUAAAAAUCAAGGUCCCAGCUUCAAAGUUCCAUGAAAUGUUUCAUCGAAAGCCUCACCAUAUCUCCAAAGCGUGUGGAGACAAAAUCCAAGGUUGUCAGCUCCAAGAAGGCGAAUGGGGCAAAGUUGGCUCGAUCAUUUACUGGAACUAUUGUCAUGGUGGGAAGGCUUCAGUAGCCAAGGAGGUAGUUGAAGCAGUUGAUGAGGAGAACAAUAAGAUAUGUUUCAAAGUCGUAGAAGGAGACCUUUUGAAGGAUUAUAAGAGCUUUAGAAUUACAAUUCAGUGUAUUCCAAAGGAUAAGGGAAGCGUGGUUCAUUGGAUUUUCGAGUAUGAAAAGCGACACGAGAAAAUUCCUGAUUCACAUAGUUUACUUCAUUUGUGUGUUGCUAUCUCGAAAGACAUCGAAGCUCAUCUCCUCGGUAAUGAAAAACCAUGUGGCGCGUAAGUCGGAGUACUUAAGAAUAAGAUAUCUGGACACGUUUCUACGUUGAUAUGUUUAAAUAAGAUCAUCUGUUUGUGUGUGUAAUAUGAUCGAGACAUGUUUGGAAUCAUGUUUGAAAUGGGAAUAAAGUUUGUAAGAAUAUGUGUGUACUAAAAAAUAAUAAAUGUACGUUAUAAUAAGGAUUAUUGUGUUUCUCGGGCUUGA